GUGUUGGCCCUGCCCCCCCCACAAGUGGUGUUUGCCAAGGCAACCGCAAACUUUGUCCGUCAGAUCGACCCGGAAGGAACUCUGAUCUCUGUUUGCCGCCUUAACGACUCAGACAAACUGGUUCCCAUGGCACUGGUCGUCAAGCGCAACCGUUUCUGGUUCUGCCAAAAGUACCAGCCCUCUGGCUUCACACUCAGUCACAUGUUGCUAGGAGACAAAUAACUAAUUCCAGGUAAAGUAGAGCCAUGGUUACUCCUCAUAUACACCUCACAUACAUUUCUUAUUUUGCCCAAGCACUGCUGUCUAAAACAUAUCUGGCCAUUCAUAUCUUACACACCUAUCUGACUUAAUCCUACUUUGUGUUUUUUCUGUCUGUCUGUCUGUCUGUCUGUCUGUCUGUCUGUCUGUCUGUCUGUCUGUCUGUCUGUCUGUCUCUCUGUCUCUCUGUCUGUCUCUCUGUCUGUCUCUCUGAAUGUGGGUGCACUCUUCCUACACUCUUGUCUCUGUCUCUGUGCUUGCUCUCUCAGACGUGUCUGAGUCAGACUUCCUGUCCUAUGAUGGGAGGUUUGGAGACAACCGGAGUGGGAAGCUGGACGCCAAGGCUGGGAACGUCAGUGUCAACAUUGAGAGGCGGGGCUCCUCCAAGCUCCAAUCAUCAUUCGGUAAACUGAAGAAGCAGGAUGUUGAUGUACGGAAGCUACUGCUGGCCUCCAAUGACAGGUACUGUUCUCUCUCUCUCCCUCUCUCUCUCUCUCCUUCUCUCUCUCCUUCUCACUCUCUCUCUCUCUCUCUCUCUGUCUCGAUCUCUCUCUCUCACCCCCCACCCCCCCCCCUCAAUUCAAUUAAACUCAAACGGCUUUAUUGGCAUGGGAAACAUAUGUUUACAUUGCCAAAGCAAGUGAAAUAGAUAAUAAACCAAAGUUAAAUAAACAAUCAAAAAUGAACAGUAAGCAUUACACUCACAAAAGUUCCAAAGGAAUAGAUUCAUUUCAAAUGUAAUAUUAUGGCUAUGUACAGUGUUAUAACGAUGGGCAAAUAGUUAGUCCAUCUCUCUCUCUCUCCAUCUCUAUUUGUGAUUCCUUCCUCACACCAGACCCAGUCUCUCCAGUUGUCUUGAUGUACAUCCCUCUCAAUCUCUUUAACCUCCCUCUCUCUCUGUGUGUAGGAUGGUGGACAUGCAGCAUGUGCUAGUGCAGCAGUGUCAGAAGCGUGCAGGGGUGUUUGCUGUGUUGAAGGAGAGAGUCCUGACCACCACCCCCUGCUCCAUCUCAGAACAGGUCCAGGAACAGGGCAAAUGCCAGGGGGUUCUGGGACUACUGGGCAAACUAGGGAAACAAACUGUACAGGUGGGUUAUUAUACAUGUAUAUCAGGUGUGUGUUCUUACAUAUUAUUACAUGUUAUUACGUGUGUGUAUAUAUCAGGUGUGUGUUCUUACAUAUUACUACAUAAUAAUAAUAAUAAUAUGCCAUUUAGCAGACGCUUUUAUCCAAAGCGACUUACAGUCAUGCGUGCAUACAUUUUUGUGUAUGGGUGGUCCCGGGGAUCGAACCCACUACCUUGGCGUUACAAGUGCCGUGCUCUACCAGCUGAGCUACAGAGGACCACGUACAUGUUAUUAUACGUGUAUAUCAGGUGUGUGUUCUUACAUAUUAUUACAUGUUAUUACAUGUGUGUAUAUAUCAGGUGUGUGUUCUUACAUAUUAUUACAUAUUAUUACAUGUUAUUAUAAGUGUAUAUCAGGUGUGUGUUCUUACAAAUUGGUGCAUUCAACUUAGGAUAGCCAGUGGGACAACCACCACUGGGGGAGGGGGGGUGUAGAAGGAUUACAGUUAGACUAUUCCAGGUAUUCCUUAAAGAGGUAGGGUUUCAAGUGUCUCCGGAAGGUGGUCAGUGACUCCGCUGUCCUGGCGUCGUGGGGGAGCUUGUUCCACCUUUGGGGUGCCAGAGCAGUGAAUAGCUUUGACUGGGCUGAGCGGGAACUGUGCUUCCGUAGAGGUAGGGGGGCUAGCAGGCCAGAGGUGGAUGAACAUAGUUCCCUCGUUUGGGUGCCGUUCCCCUCACAGCUCCGUAGGCAAGCACCAUGGUUUUGUAGUAGAUGCAAGCUUCAACUGGAAGCCAGUGGAGUGUGCGGAGGAGCGGGGUGACAUGAGAGAACUUGGGAAGGUUGAACACCAGACGGGCUGCAGCAUUCUGGAUAAGUUGUAGGGGUUUAAUGGCACAGGCAGGGAGCCCAGCCAACAGCGAGUUGCAGUAAUCCAGACGGGAGAUGACAAGUGCCUGGAUUAGGACCUGUGCCGCUUUCUGUGUAAGGUAGGGUCGUACUAUGCAAAUGUUGUAGAGCAUGAACCUGCAGGAUCGGGUCACCGCUUUGAUUUUAGCGGAGAACGACAGGGUAUUGUCCAGGGUCACGCCAAGGUUCUUUGCGCUCUGGGAGGAGGACACAAUGGAGUUGUCAACCGUGAUGGCGAGAUCAUGGAGCGGGCAGUCCUUCCCCGAAAGGAAGAGCAGCUCCGUCUUGCCGAGGUUCAGGUUGAGGUGGUGAUCCGACAUCCACACUGAUAUGUCUGCCAGACAUGCAGAGAUGUGAUUCGCCACCUGGUUAUCAGAAGGGGGAAAGGAGAAAAUGAAUUGUGUGUCGUCUGCGUAGCAAUGGUAGAAGAGACCAUGUGAGGAUAUGACAGAGCCAAGUGACUUGGUGUAUAGAGAGAAUAGGAGAGGGCCUAGAACUGAGCCCUGGGGGACACCAGUGGUGAGAGCACGUGGUGCAGAGACAGAUUCUCACCACGCCACCUGGUAGGAGCGACCUGUCAGGUAGGACGCAAUCCAAGAGUGAGCAGCGCCGGAGAUGCCCAACUCGGAGAGGGUGGAGAGGAGGAUCUAAUGGUUUACAGUAUCAAAGGCAGCAGAUAGGUCUAGAAGGAUAAGAGCAGAGGAGAGAGAGUUAGCUUUAGCAGUGCAGAGAGCCUCCGUGACACAGAGAAGAGCAGUUUCAGUUGAAUGACCAGUCAUGAAACCUGACUGGUUUGGAUCAAGAAGGUCAUUCUGAGAGAGAUAGCAGGAGAGUUGGCUAGAGACGGCACGCUCAAGAGUUUUGGAGAGAAAAGAAAGAAGGGAUACUGGUCUGUAGUUGUUGACAUCGGAGGGGUCGAGUGUAGGUUUUUUGAGGAGGGGUGCAACUCUCGCUCUCUUGAAGACGGAAGGGACAUGGCCAGCGUUCAAGGAUGAGUUGAUGAGCGAGGUGAGAUAAGGGAGAAGGUCUCCGGAAAUGGUCUGGAGAAGAGAGGAGGGGAUAGGGUCAAGCGGGCAGGUUGUUGGGCGGCCGGCCGUCACAAGUCGCAAGAUUUCAUCUGGAGAGAGAGGGGAGAAAGAAGUCAAAGCAUAGGGUAGGGCAGUGUGAGCAGGACCAGCGGUGUCAUUUGACUUAAUAAAUGAGGAUCGGAUGUUGUUAACCUUCUUUUCAAAAUGGUUGACGAAGUCAUCCACAGAGAGGGAGGAGGGAGGGUGAGGAGGAGGAUGAUUCAGCAGGGAGGAGAAGGUGGCAAAGAGCUUCCUAGGGUUAGAGGCAAGGCUUGAAAUUUAGAGUGGUAGAAAGUGGCUUUAGCAGCAGAAACAGAGGAAGAAAAUGUAGAGAGGAGGGAGUGAAAAGAUGACAGGUCCGCAGGGAGUCCGCUCGGCUGCCCGGAGCCCUGUUAUGUGAGCUCGCAAUGAGACGUCAAGCCACGGAGCAGGAGGGGAGGACCGAGCCGGCCGGGAGGAUAGGGGACAUAGAGAGUCAAAAGAUGCAGAAAGGGAGGAGAGGAGGGUUGAGGAGGCAGAAUCAGAAGAUCGGAGGGAGAAGGAUUUAGCAGAGGGAAGAAAUUAUAGGAUGGAAGAGGAGAGAGUAGCAGGAGAGAGAGAGCGAAGGUUGCGAAGGCACAUUACCAUCUGAAUAGGGGCAGAGUGAGGAGUGUUGGAGGAGCGCGAGAGAGAAAAGGAUACAAAGUAGUGGUCGGAGACUUGAAGGGGAGUUGCAGUGAGAUUAAUAGAAGAACAGCAUCUAGUAAAGAUGAGGUCAAGCGUAUUGCCUGCCUUGUGAGUAGGGGGGGACGGUGAGAGGGUGAGGUCAAAAGAGGAAAGGAGUGGAAAGAAGGAGGCAGAGAGAAAUGAGUCAAAGGCAGACGUAGGGAGGUUAAAGUCACCCAGAACUGUGAGGGGUGAGCCAUCCUCAGGAAAGGAACUUAUCCAGGCGUCAAGCUCAUUGAUGAACUCUCCAAGGGAACCUGGAGGGCAAUAAAUUAUAAGGAUGUUAAGCUUGAAUGGGCUAGUGACUGUGACAGCAUGGAAUUCAAAUGAGGAGAUAGACAGAUGGGUCAGGGGGAAAAGAGAGAAUGUCCACUUGGGAGAGAUGAGGAUUCCUGUGCCACCGCCGCGCUGACCAGAUGCUCUUGGGGUAUGCGAGAACAUAUGAUCAGACAAGGAAAGAGCAGUAGGAGUUGCAGUGUUUUCUGUGGUAAUCCAUGUUUCCGUCAGCGCCAAGAAGUCGAGGGACUGGAGGGUAGCAUAGGCUGAGAUGAACUCUGCCUUGUUGGCCGCAGAACGGCAGUUCCAGAGGCUGCCGAAGACCUGGAACUCCACGUGGAUCGUGCGCGUAGGGACCACCAGAUUAGAGUGGCAGCAGCCACGCGGUGUGAAGCGUUUGUAUGGCCUGUGCAGAGAGGAGAGAACAGGGAUAGACACAUAGUUGACAGGCUACAGAAAAGGCUACAAUAAUGCAAAAGAGAUCAGAAUAAAAUUAACUAAAAAUCUGGGGAAGCGCGAUAGCAGGGCCUCCCUCACUUACCUUUCACUGAAACACUCAAAUAUAACUCUCCCAACUUCCAGAAUUUAUAAUUGUUGUAAACUACAGCGGUUCAAUGUUUCUAGGAAUAGACUCUAACUUACUUUAUUCAGCUAGCUAACUUGGUACAGUAUUCUUCCGUGAAAACCGCCCAGGGCACCGUAUGCUAUGACGCCAUAGCUAACUAGCAUGCUAGCAUCCAAUAACACAAACUACCAAUAGUGUGUUAUAACACUAAACAGAUAAUUUGUGUCCGUGUCUAGUUCCUUUCAUAACGCAUAAAUAAUUUAACGUUGGCUAGCUAGCACAAAGUCAGUCAUGCUAGCUACACAAGUGGACUACCCAUCUCGAAUGUUCAGAAAGUGAAGCUUUGCGUUGCAAAAUUCUCAUUGACUAAAAUGAUAUUGUAUUUAGUUGCUACAGUACUGCUAGCUGGUAGUGUUGGCUAGCUAGCAAUGGCUGUGGUGUUGACUUUGUUUGAAAAAAUGGCGUCGCUGCGAACGAAUGUAGCUGGCUAGCUAACCUCGAUAGUUUCUCUAUACUACACCUUUAUCUUUGAUAAAGGAAUUUCUCUGUUAGCAUCAUAUAGCGGUCUAUUCGUCAUAUCGUCAGUGAUGUGUCAUCAGAAAAGUCAAGCUCUGAUUGGUUAUUUGUCUCCCUCUCCCCUACAGACUUGCAGGAGUUGGACUUGGAGGUCUAUGUAGGUCAGUUAGCGGUUCUCCCAGAGUCCACCCGGUUCGCUCUGUUCCAGAGUCUCCGGGAGGUUCUAGUGGACAGAACCACACUCUCGGUUCUGGAACACAUGGUAAGUGUCACAGUACCCAGGGCCAAAUGUAGUACACUAUACAGGUAGAAAGGGGCCAUUUGGAAUGCAGCCCUUGUCUGAUGGUAUUGUUUGGUGGAGUUUUUAGACCAGGCACAGUCAUAUCUGACACAGAAUAUAUCCCCUCACCUGACCGCCACUCACCUGCUGGUCAGCGCCUUGGAUGGUGAGUGUGUGUGUGUGUGUGUGUGUGUGUGUGUGUGUGUGUGUGUGUGUGUGUGUGUGUGUGUGUGUGUGUGUGUGUGUGUGUGUGUGUGUGUGUGUGUGUGUGUGUGUGUGUGUGUGUGUGUGUGUGUGUGUGUGUGUGUGUGUGUGUGUGUGUGUGUGUGUGUGUGUGUGUGUGUGUGUGUGUGUGUGUGUGUUGCAUUCUCUAACCCCUGUGUUUUGUGUUUCUGUAGCGUUGCCUAAAGCUGCUCUGACUCUGCUGGGACAAUCUAGCCCUGAUGUCCUGGAAGCCCUCAACCCUCUGGUCAGUCUGAUUCAAUUCACUUUAUGAUUCAUGAGUGACUUUGUACAACUCACGAUUCACUAUUCCUGAUUCACAAAUAAGACUUUGAUAUGAAUACUCUGAUUCAUUAUUACAGUCCAUAACUAUGUUUACCCAGACACUAGUCACUGUAGACCCUGUACCUUACCAACCUGUGUUGUCUGUCCCACAGGUGACCAAGCUAAAGGUGAACGGUCAGUCCCUUCCCCUUGAGUCGCUGCCCCUCUCCCUACAGGAUGAGGGGGCAUUCCAUUGGGCAGAGCAGCUCCUCCUCUCCUCCAAUGUGACGCUGCGGAGAGAGACUGACAGGCUGUGGGCGGAGACAGGAUGA
Molecule: messenger RNA, 6458 nt
Organism: Coregonus sp. 'balchen'
Lineage: Eukaryota; Metazoa; Chordata; Actinopteri; Salmoniformes; Salmonidae
Source: the annotation of a GenBank genome assembly